Messenger RNA from Agrilus planipennis (emerald ash borer), 941 nucleotides. RefSeq lists its product as uncharacterized. The coding region runs from base 42 to 941 and encodes 299 amino acids. NCBI's taxonomy places the organism in Eukaryota, Metazoa, Arthropoda, Insecta, Coleoptera, Buprestidae. Gene Ontology annotation, cellular component: extracellular matrix. The transcript is spliced from 4 exons. The record is from RefSeq and is a predicted model, not a curated record.
AGUUAGCGAAAGUUCUUGUGUUGUGUUUACCGUGACCGUGAAUGUUGAACUUGAGGAUGUAUACGGUUAUUCUUCAGACCCACGUCAUUCAAUUCCUGCUCGCGUUAUUGCCCGCUAUGGUUAGUUCUACACUGCAUUAUGAACACAGUUAUGCACCGGCUCACGAAUAUAAAAAUCACGAUUACAGCUUUAGCUACGGGGUAAAGGACCUUCAUUCGGGUGACGUCAAACAGCAGUGGGAAAAGAAAGAGGGUGAUACUGUUAAGGGAAGUUAUUCGUUGAUUGAACCCGACGGAAGAGUAAGGAUUGUCGACUACCAUGCCGAUAAGGAAAACGGCUUCACUGCAACAGUUAAGCAUAAGGGGGUUGCUAAACAUCCGGUUGACAAGCACGCCCAAGGAUAUUCAGCCGACCACGAAGACGACAAGCCAAUAAGUCAUAACGAGUUUAAUAUCAAACCAGGCACUCCUGUGGUUCAUUACAAUCAUGCUACUACUAACAGCGAAGAUACAAGUUCUUAUUAUGCCAAAGAUACCCACGACCCCGCAAAGUACGAAAUAAAGUACUUUUACCCAUCAGAAGUAAAAAAAUAUCAGGAAGCUUUGGCAGCCCAACAACAAUAUUACCAAUCUAGAGACGCUCAUCCCGUUACAGAAGAGCAAGAAGAAGGCGGAGACGAACAAGAGCAAGAAGAAGGUGAACAACAUGGAAACGAAAGUCAAGAGAAGCAGGUCCAUUACUAUAUCCCUCAGACUUUUGAAAGUAAUGAAGGAAAGUCAGAAAAAAACACCAACAUUCCUCAGGCAUAUCUGGACGCUUCGGAGACCCAGUUACAACCCCAAUCUAUUCCUUUGGAUUUAACGUAUGUGAAACAAGCUGGAUCUGCCCAAACCCCAAUUGGUACAUGGCAGGCCAACAGGCAGAGUCGGAAAGGCCCCUAG